This is a messenger RNA of Pieris brassicae (large cabbage white), 2790 nucleotides long. RefSeq names its product RNA polymerase II-associated protein 3-like (gene spag). NCBI's taxonomy places the organism in Eukaryota, Metazoa, Arthropoda, Insecta, Lepidoptera, Pieridae. The record is from RefSeq and is a predicted model, not a curated record. The coding region runs from base 98 to 1558 and encodes 486 amino acids. The transcript is spliced from 10 exons. Gene Ontology annotation, molecular function: protein binding.
AUCGAUCAAACUUACCAAUCCAAACCAUUAUUUUACUAAGUAUCAUAGGUUGACCAAGCAAAACGCAGGUAAAGAACCCUUUUUUCUUGCAAUAGAAAUGGAUAAAGUUUUUGAGAUCCAAAAAAAUGCUCGAGACAAUGUGAAGUCCUUACAAACAUAUCUCACAGACUUGCAGAAUUGGGAAUCGGAGAUGAAACGUAAAGAGGCCGCGCUCAACGGAAACUUUGAGCAGGAUUUACCUCCAGUGAGAAGCAAGACACGCAAAGAGAGGCCAAUUCAAGUGAAAAAGAAGCAACUAAAUAGAAUAUCCUCGUCCGACUACAGUUCUUGGGAGAAAUUCGAUGUGGACAAAGCAUGUGAAGAAGUAGAUAUGGCAGAAAUGGGCCCAAUGUCCCUUGAUAGCAAACAGAGCGAGCAAGAGAAGCAGGAGAAGUUAAGAGAGGAAGCUCAAUAUGAGAAAGAGAGGGGAAAUACAUUUGUGAAGCAAGAGAAAUGGGAUGAUGCAAUAUCUUGUUAUAAUAGAGCUAUUGAAUUAGUAAAAAAUGAUGCUAUUUACUAUGCUAAUAGAGGACUUUGUUAUCUUAAGAAGGACAGCCUUCAUCAAGCAGAAAAAGACUGUACUGAAGCUUUGAAAUUGGACUCGACAUAUGUAAAAGCAUUACAGAGACGAGCCACUGCUAGGGAGAAACUUGGGUCUUUGAGAUCUGCCAGUGCUGAUCUCUAUGAGGUGUUAAAGCUUGAGCCUAACAAUGUAGCUGCGAGAAAACAAUUGGAAACAAUCAAAGCGAGAAUGGGAACUAAAGGCUCGAAAUCUAAGUCAUCGCCGUUAUCAACCCCCACGUUGGAAUCCAAGUCCAUAACCCCUAUCGAAUCCAAACCAAAAGUGGUGGAAAUUACUACAGCUGAAUCAACGCCGCAGGAAAAAUGGAAGAACGGUGUUGGCGAAAAUAUUACAGUCAUUAAAACCGUGAAGAAGCCACCGCAUUUGAGGUCCAAGAGAGCCCUCAAACACAUUACAAUACAAGAAAUUCCCCUUGGCUGCACAGUACCCAAAGUAGAAGCCAAAACAAUAGACAAUUUAGCCCAAGGCGACACCAAUAACAACUCAGAUGAAACAAAAGACUGCGCUCUGUCAGCUAAAGGCGAUAACAUAGAAAUUAAUUCAACCGAAAUUAAAUCUAUGGAUAAAAUGGUCCCGCCAGUCAAUAGUGUUCAAUUUAUGAAUGAAUGGAAGUGUUUAAAGGGUUCGGUUGAGGCUAGGAGUAACUACUUAAAUAUAAUAGACCCAUCAAAUAUACCGUCGAUAUUUGCGAAUGCAUUAGAAAGUGAUGUUUUAUCGGAAUUAUUGAGUGUAUUAUACGAAUUUAAGGACAGAUACACACGGGGUCUGAGUCUAUACCUUCAAGCCUUCACACGCGUCAAGAGAUUUUCCGCUCUAGCUAUGUUUUUGGCUGAUAAUGAUAAACUUUUGGUCAAUAAAAUGCUGGUCCAUUGUAAAACAAAGGAGGGUCUUAGCGAUGACAAGAUAAAUGAAUUGAAGAACAAAUACGAGCUUUAGUUAGCAUUUAUUAGUAGAUAAUAAUUUAAAUAACGGAAUAUGCGUGUGAUUUUUUUACACUAAUUUUAGUGGAAAUUACAAUGUUUUUAAAAGAAAUCCUACGAAAUUAAUAAGCGUGUCAUAAGCAUGAGAGAUGUCGCAAUAUUAGUUACCAUCUGUCAAAAAUUUUGUGUGUCUUCACUCGCCCUUAAAUAUUUUUUAUCUAUUCCAUAUUUAAAUCCCAUACAGUCUAUGGACUUCCAGAGCAUUCGAAUUGAACUUCAUUCCAUUAUUAAAAAUACCAUUUGUAUUGCGUUCUUAAAUCAAAUUUACGUUUUCUAUUACUUGUCAUAGAUAACAAAAAGCGCGCCAAAAUAUGGUUUAUUAUAGCGACAUUACGUUUCAAUACACGCAUAGUCAUGAAUCCUGUUUAGGAACGGGUACACGCGAUGAUUCUUAUGGCCUCCAAGCAAUAAAUUAAAGUCAAAUUUUAAUGUUUUUAAUAAAACACCUUUAUCUAAUGUAGCAUAUCUGAAAGAAACAUCUUUACUGUUAGGAUAAGUAGUUUUUUUUUGCAAAAUUGAACUAAAUGAUCGUUUCUAAUAGGUGUAUAAAUUCAAGGCUUUACUAUAAGACUAAACUUAAACCUUCAGGAAUGCCAUUCUUCGUUCAGUCGAACCUUUAUAAGGCCUUGAAGGUUUAGGUAUAUAUAGCUCAUUAAUUUGAUAAGACCCUGAAUAUUGUAUAUUUAUUGCGAUUAUUGUUUAGGAAAAUAGGAUUUUGUCAUAAAACGCGUCGAUGUACGGCGUUUAAUUCUCACUUGUGACGUCACUUAGUCCAUACAAAUUCGUAAGCGAUCGCUCCAUAAUACUUAAAUAGUUUCCCCAUUGAAUAAGAGUGUAGUGAUUUGGGAUUAUGGGGUAAAUUACUGGAAGGUGUGAAACUGGGUAUUAUGCUACUUUGCAAAAACAAUAUGCUGUGUUAAGACAUGAAUGAUCAAACUUCUUUGUAAAAUUAAAAAAAAAUACAUUUUGAUGACGUAGAUCGUUUUAAUACAUACAAGAGUUUGGUGACGUCAUAAUGGACAAACGUCAGAUAAUAAAUCCAAUUCUUGGUAAUAGACUAUAAAAUGAUCGUUAAUAGUUUUUCAUUUUUUAACAGAAGUAUAAUUUAAGUUGAUCAAAAACACAUUGAAAGGUUUUUUGAUUUGAAUGGUGAAAAGGGUUAUUUCCUAAAUAUAGGUUUUGUACAUA